Messenger RNA from Penaeus monodon (black tiger shrimp), 778 nucleotides. RefSeq lists its product as uncharacterized. The transcript is spliced from 2 exons. The record is from RefSeq and is a predicted model, not a curated record. Bases 126 to 521 code for a protein of 131 amino acids. NCBI's taxonomy places the organism in Eukaryota, Metazoa, Arthropoda, Malacostraca, Decapoda, Penaeidae.
UCGAGUCUGGAUGCUGGAGGCUUAAGCUACUGCUUCAGACGUUGGCCAGCAGCUUCCUCACACUCGACGCAGAGAGUGGUUAGCCUUUGUUCAUUUUCCUCGCUGUUCUUCCCGAUUGACGUGGCAUGAUGUUCUCCGCGGUCCCGAAGGCCCAUCCCUUCUCUCCCAUGGAAGAAGGGCCUGUAGACUCUCUGUACAUGAGGGUCACGCUUGGACAGGAAGCUCGCUGGCCUCUGUUGCUGUUCCUGUACACGGUGAUUGGGCUUCUGUUCCUCGCUGCUGCCCUCGUCUGGUGCCUCGUCAGGUCGCCUUCUGAUUCCUGGCUAUGCCCUUGGUUCAGCUGUGCUGGUGGCGAGAGCGAGGUGGCUGACUUACUCAUAGUAAGGGCAGCGACUCCGCGUCGGCGGAGAAGACCGAGACACAUGCGUUUCUGCCAAGUAUUCCGUAAGAAGGUCAGGGCGAAUAUGGACAUAGAAAGGGGCGUCCGGGAAUCAGGAGACCGAGGAUUGCAGAGCAUCUAGAUAUUUCUGUCCCUGGCUCCUGUAAAAUACGAGUUGAUUCAGCGGAGGCAUUAUCUAAGAACUGAUACAUUUCAGCAUCGAACUCACAUAUUCUCGAUAAGCAAUAACUGUCUUCUUUAAUACCACAGGCACUGAUAAGCUAAACAUUACAUUUUUAUCCUCAGUGUAUGCGAUGUUUCGGAGAGUUUAUGCUGCCCCGUUCACCUUUUUGGAUAUUGAAAUUUAUAUCACUCAUAAACAGACAUUUUUCCUGUCAA